Molecule: messenger RNA, 659 nt
Organism: Geodia barretti
Lineage: Eukaryota; Metazoa; Porifera; Demospongiae; Tetractinellida; Geodiidae
Source: the annotation of a GenBank genome assembly
CAGCUCAGCAGUGUGUGAGAAGUCGCCCGGCAAAGAUGGUCUGCAGCUAUUCGACAGCAACCAUCGUUCUAGGAUUAAUAGUCUGCUUUGCUUGCUACACAGCGGCAGUCGACAAUGGCGGUGCGCUUGGGUUUGUUGAUCUCUCCCAAAUAUCUUCCAGUCAUGUGAACACCGUCCCAGUCAACUACUAUGGCCAUCUGCAUCUCACCGAUGGUUUCAAAAUGGGCGAUUUCAAUGUGUACGACAUUUAUGUAUCAACAAAUGGUUACAUUUCCAUGGAAGACACUCCUCGGUACGACACUCUUCCCGACUUCCCUGUCGCUGAUACAGACGUGAUUGUGGCUCCUUUCGCGGACCACAUUAACACUGCCCGCACUGGCUCCGUACUCUACACCGAUUUCUUGCAGUCUUAUAACUAUUACUCUCAGUUUAACGACAUCAAAAACUUCAUACGGUCCCAUACCGGGGAUGAUUACUUUUACGGAGAUAGAAUGAUGGUGGCCGAGUGGAAGAAUGUUCCACUCUACGGUGCAUCUGACGUGAGUUUUUCGCUUGCUGCAUGUGUUUUAUAAGUGUAAAGACAGUGGCCUUCGGACACAUGACACAUGUGUAGAACAUUAGUAGCUCCCACAUUUGAGUAGCUGUAUAUAUAUACUUCG